This is a messenger RNA of Struthio camelus australis, 1992 nucleotides long. The record is from RefSeq and is a predicted model, not a curated record. NCBI's taxonomy places the organism in Eukaryota, Metazoa, Chordata, Aves, Struthioniformes, Struthionidae.
AUGGCUCUGGACCAGGGGAAGGGGUGUGACCCGGGCCAGGCCACCAAGUAUCUCUACGAGCUGCUCUACAACGAUCCCAUCAAGAUUAUCCUCAUGCCUGGCUGCAGCAGCGUCUCCACGCUGGUGGCCGAGGCCGCCCGCAUGUGGAACCUCAUCGUGCUGUCGUACGGCUCGAGCUCCCCAGCCCUAUCCAACCGCCAGCGCUUCCCCACCUUCUUCCGCACCCACCCCUCGGCCACCCUGCACAACCCCACGCGCGUCCAGCUCUUCAAGAAGUGGGGCUGGACCAAGAUUGCCACCAUCCAGCAGACCACGGAGGUCUUCACCUCGACCCUCGACGACCUGGACCAGCGGGUGAAGGAAGCUGGCCUCGAGAUCACCUUCCGCCAGAGUUUCUUCUCUGACCCCGCCGCGCCUGUUCGUAACCUCAAGCGUCAGGAUGCCCGUAUCAUUGUGGGACUCUUCUACGAGACGGAGGCACGUAAAGUCUUCUGUGAGGUCUACAAGGAGAAGCUGUACGGCAAGAAGUACGUCUGGUUCCUAAUUGGCUGGUACGCCGACAACUGGUUUCGCAUCAAGGACCCGGCCAUCAACUGCACCGAGGCGGAGAUGGCAGAGGCCGUGGAGGGGCACGUCACCACAGAGAUCGUCAUGCUCAACCCCGAGAACACUCGCAGCAUCUCCAACAUGACCUCCCAGGAGUUCAUUGAGAAGCUGCAGAAGCGGCUGGGCAAGAACCCUGAGGAGACAGGCGGUUUCCAGGAGGCGCCGCUAGCCUACGAUGCCAUCUGGGCCCUGGCCCUGGCCCUCAACAAGACCUCGGCGGAGCUGGUCAAAAAGGGGCUGCGCCUGGAGGACUUCAACUACAAUAACAAGAACAUCACCGACGAGAUCUACCGGGCACUCAACUCCUCCGCUUUCGAGGGUGUCUCGGGCCACGUUGUCUUUGACGCCAGCGGCUCCCGCAUGGCCUGGACCCUCAUUGAGCAGCUGCAAGGUGGUGUCUACAAGAAGAUCGGCUAUUACGACAGCACGAAGGACAACCUGUCCUGGUACAACAACGACAAGUGGAUUGGAGGUGCACCGCCAGCUGACUACACCAAGGUCAUCACCACCUUCCGGUUCCUGUCCCAGAAGCUCUUCAUCUCUGUCUCGGUGCUGGCCUCGCUGGGCAUCCUGCUGGCCAUCAUCUGCCUGGCUUUCAACAUCUACAACGGGCAUGUCCGGUACAUCCAGAACUCCCAGCCGUACCUGAACAACAUGACGGCUGUGGGCUGCACGCUGGCACUUGCGGCUGUCUUCCCCCUGGGCUUGGACGGGUACCACAUCGGGCCAGGGCUUUUCCCUUUUGUCUGCCAGGCCCGGCUCUGGCUUCUCGGACUGGGGUUUAGCCUGGCAUACGGCAGCAUGUUCACCAAGAUCUGGUGGGUCCACACUGUCUUCACCAAGAAGGAGGAGAAGAAAGAGAAGCGGAAGACGCUGGAGCCCUGGAAGCUGUAUGCCACUGUGGGGCUGCUGGUGGGGCUGGACGUGGUCACGCUGUUCAUCUGGCAAAUCGUGGACCCCCUGCACCGCACCAUUGAGGAGUUCACCAAGGAGGAGCCCAAGACGGACACCGACGUCUCCAUCCUGCCCCAGCUGGAGCACUGCAGCUCCACCAAGAUGAACACCUGGCUUGGGAUAUUUUAUGGCUUCAAGGGGCUGCUGCUGCUGCUGGGCAUCUUCCUGGCCUAUGAGACCAAGAGCGUGUCCACAGAGAAGAUCAAUGACCAUCGGGCUGUGGGCAUGGCCAUCUACAACGUGGCGGUCCUCUGCCUCAUCACCGCACCCGUCACCAUGAUCCUCAGCAGCCAGCAGGAUGCGGCCUUCGCCUUCGCCUCGCUCGCAGUUGUCUUCUCCUCCUACAUCACCCUGGUGGUCCUUUUCGUGCCCAAGGUGCCACACAACCUGGUGGGGAAGGGGCUGGUGGGGAGUGGGUGUUUCUCUGCCUGA